Messenger RNA from Heterostelium album PN500, 1386 nucleotides. RefSeq names its product adenylosuccinate lyase (gene purB). The record is from RefSeq and is a predicted model, not a curated record. The transcript has a single exon. Lineage: Eukaryota; Evosea; Eumycetozoa; Acytosteliales; Acytosteliaceae. Gene Ontology annotation, molecular function: N6-(1,2-dicarboxyethyl)AMP AMP-lyase (fumarate-forming) activity. The coding region runs from base 1 to 1386 and encodes 461 amino acids. Gene Ontology annotation, biological process: IMP biosynthetic process.
AUGUCAAUCAUUAAUCAAUUAACUGCAAUUUCACCAAUCGAUGGUAGAUACUGGGAUAAAUGUAGUUCAAUGAGUGACUACUUCUCAGAGUACAGUUUAAUUAAAUAUAGAGUUUUGGUGGAGAUUGAAUAUUUCAUAAAGUUGACGACUGUCGCCGACAUCAAGCCUUUGGUGGCACUCAAUACCGAGCAACAACAUGUCGCCCUCCGAAAGAUCUACCAGGAAUUCAACGAAGCCGAUGCCAUCAAGAUUAAGAAUAUCGAGAAGGUUACCAAUCACGACAUCAAGGCCGUAGAGUAUUUCAUCAAGGAGAAGAUGACUGCCGCGCCAUUCAACUACUCCGACGCCAUCACCGAGUUCAUCCACUUUGGACUGACAUCGCAAGACGUCAAUAACACCGCCAUUCCUCUGUCCAUAGUAAAGGCAAUCGACGAGGUUAUCGUGCCACAACUCAACAGCUGUGCCGUCCAGCCACUCCAAGCACUGGCCAGCUCGACCCGCACCGUGCCAAUGCUGGCACACACCCACGGUCAGCCCGCCACUCCAACCACCGUCGGCAAGGAAUUCAUGGUGUUCCUCGAACGUCUUCAGAACCAGAUUGCAUUGCUCGAGCAAUGUCCACAUACCACCAAGUUUGGUGGUGCCACCGGUAACUUGAACGCGCACUACGUCGCCUAUCCCAACGUCGACUGGAUCGCGUUUGGCGAGAGUUUCGUCGCUUCCCUCCAUCCAAAGUUGAAGCGUUCGCGUUUCACCACUCAAAUCGAACACUACGACAACUUGGCUGCGCUAUUCGACGGUCUCAAGCGUAUCAACACCAUCUUGAUCGACUUGUGUCGUGACAUCUGGACAUACAUCUCCAUGGAGUACUUUGGACAGCGCGUUAUCAAGGGUGAAGUCGGUUCCUCCACCAUGCCACACAAAGUCAAUCCAAUCGAUUUCGAGAAUGCUGAGGGUAACAUGGGUGUCGCCAAUGCACUGUACGAGCAUCUCGCCGCCAAGCUGCCAAUCUCGCGUUUGCAACGUGACUUGACAGACUCGACCGUGUUGCGUACCGUCGGUGUGCCAUUGGCACACUCGUUGCUCGCAUUCAAGUCGCUGCAACGUGGUCUUGGCAAGUUGGUGCUCAACGAGCAACCACUGCACCACGAUCUCGAUCAAAACUGGGCAGUCAUCUCCGAGGCUAUUCAAACCAUUUUGCGUCGUGAAGGUUAUCCAAAGCCAUACGAAGCACUCAAGGAACUCACACGUGUCUCUGGUUCCAAGAAAAUCUCACAACAAGACAUCCACAACUUUAUCGAUACCCUUCAAGUUUCAGAUCAAGUCAAACAAGAACUUAAAGUUAUUACACCAUUCAAUUAUUUAGGUUUCAUUCCAGAGUUUUAA